AUGGAGAAAUGGAGUUCUCAGGAAGACUCUGUCUUGAUUGAUCUCUACAGCGUGCGGGGUCUCCAAUGGGUAAUGGUCUCCCGUAUCCUAGGUACCAAGUCUGCUCAUCAGUGUGCUAAAAGAUGGCAGAAUGUCCUACGCCCUGGAAUCAAUGACAGACCGUUCACCGCCCUUGAAAAUGAUGCGGUUCGGCAGAUGUAUCGUGUCCAUGGCCCCAGGUGGACUAGGAUUGCUUCGGCUCUCCCUGAUCGCACUCCAAAGAUGGUGAAAACCAGCCGGGAGGAGAUGCAAGCGGAGGAAGAGCGUAUUAGAGCUCAAAUGUCAAUGGAGAUGUCCUCAGAAGAAAGUAUAGAUAAACAGCCAGAGAAUGAAACACCCAAGUUCACUCCUGAAGAAAUUGAAGAAUUGUGCUCGGAAGCAAAUGAAUACAAGACGAAAGGCAAUGACUUCUUUGGGCGAUCAGAAUAUGAACAAGCUAUAAGCAUGUAUCAAAGGGCAUUAGAUGUCUGUCCCUUGGAAAAGACAAAAGAAAGGGCCACGUAUUGGAAUAACCUUGGAGCAUGUUAUAUGAAAUUAGGCAAAUACAAGGAAGUUGUUGAUGCUUGUACCAAAGCCUUGGCAGAUUGUCCGACGUAUACAAAGGCACUACUUCGACGUGCUCAAGCAAACGAAAAGAUUGGCGGGUUCAGUCCAUUAUCAAGUGCAUUAGAAGACUACAAGACGCUCGAGUCCGACCAAGAGCAUCAGAACAACCUCAUACCACAAUCACGGAAAACCGUGUCUCGUUCGGUUAGAUCACUGGAAUAUCGAGUAGCCGAAGCGCAGGAGAAAGAAAAGGCCGAAAUGUUAGGAAAACUCAAGGAUCUUGGCAAUACAAUCCUUGGAAAUUUCGCUAUGGUAGCCGAACGGACAUCAUUCCUUGAGAAUCAACCAAAUCGAGAAGUAGCUCGGUUGGCUCUCACUUUGAGAGAAACUAGUGAGCAAGCUACGAUGAAUUAUCGAGGGUUUUACGUUUCUGCCAAACGGUCUAUUGUCAAUGAGGUUCUCGAAGCCAUGGCUUCUGGAUUAGACGUGUCAACAUUGUUUAGUGAUAUGUUGAUGGCCGCAUCAACAAAGGAUCUUGUUCAAAAGAAAUUGGUAUACAUGUACAUUUCAACUCAAGCCUCUCAGAAUGCAGAAUUGGCCAUCUUGGCAAUUAAUACUUUCCAGAAAGAUCUCAGAGAUGAUAAUGCUGUUGUACGUGGAUUAGCGCUUCGGACCAUAUGUUCGAUGAGGCUCUCGAACUAUGUGGAAUUUAUGAUUCCACCGUUGACAAAAGGACUAACUGAUCCAAGUGCAUAUGUGCGAAAGAUAGCCGUACUUUCAUGCGUGAAAUUAUACCAUAUUGCUCCAGAGCAUGUCGCAGACGGUGAUCUCAUCGAGUCUCUCUAUAAAUUAUUAAGCGAUGAAGACACCGAAGUGGUUGCCAAUUGUAUCUCUGCAUUAAACGAGAUUUUAAGCUCUCAGGGAGGAAUGGUUAUCAACAAGGGUAUAGCACGCAGCUUGCUUCAUAGAUUAAUUGACUUUAGUGAAUGGCAUCAGUGUUUGGUACUUGAUGCGCUUACAAGAUAUAAGCCAGAUUCGGAUGACGAAUUAUUUGAGAUCCUGAAUACUCUAGACGAUCGUUUACGACAUCAUAACUGCGGAGUUCAGCUUUCUACCGUAAAGUUAUUUCUACAUUGGACAGGGGAUAUGCCAGAGAUACAAGAAGAUAUAUAUAAAAGAAUAAGAGACCCGCUGGUAUCGUUUCUCUCAACAGGAAAUCCAGAGUUGGCCUACGCGUGUCUCGCACAUCUGCAACUGCUCGCUGUACGUGCGCCGAAAAUAUUAAACGCUUACAGCAAACAUUUCUACCGUCGUCUCAAGGAUCCACCGUAUUUGACAUUAAAAAAGCUAAAACUUUUAGAGGCUAUUGCGGAUACUCAAUCUGCAAAAGAGAUCAUUGAUGAAAUCAGAUCAAUCAAUCGUGAUUCAAUUAUUGGAGUCUAUCGUAGUGGGUAUAUUACUGGUGCUGAUGAAGAGAUUACGCUAAAGUCGAUUGAAACAAUUGCCAACAUUGCCGUGAAAGUACAUGACGUGAUGGAUUAUGCAAUAGAAUUAUUACUUAAAAUAAUGGAAACGGAAAUAGAGGAGUUUGUCUCAGGAACCGUGACUGUAUUAACAACGAUUCUUCAAAGUAACAGUACUAUUACUGCUAAGCUUCUCCUUCUGAUUCCACAAGUCUGGCCUUCCAUUUCGCUCUCAACUCCCGCGGGUCCUGCUUUUCUUCAUCUCCUUGCCAAGAAUGCGAGAACCCUCCCGGAAACACCGUACAUAUUAGAAUCUUUGAUUGACACGUUGGAUCAAUAUCCGAACCCAUCUUUCCGUAUUCAAUUACUUGAUACUACCGUCGCUGUGUUUCUCGAACGCCCCGCAGAGUGUCAAAGUAUACUUGGAAGACUGUUUAAAGAGACUAUGAGAGAUGAAGAAUAUAUAAAUGUUCAGGAGAGGGCUACGUUCUUGUAUAGUUUGUUAGAAAGUGAUAUAGAGACGGUAAAAAAGAUCCUAUUGGGUGAUGAUGGAGAGCAUCUUCCAGGAGUAAUAAAAGAGUCUGACGAGAAUAAAGAAGCCCUCUUUACAGAGUUUAAUACGCUCUCCGUACUGUAUGGCAAGAGAUCAACAUACUUUAUUGAUAAGGACCAAAUUCCGCAAAAUAACAAGGACUUUAUCUUUUUUAUGCCCCCUGCUGACUUCAUGUCUGACAAGGAUAAGACUCGAGUGGAUCUCGCUAGCGAAUAUGCAUUAUCAGCAACUACUUUUAUAAAUGCAAAAGAAUUUAAAGCAUCAUGGACAACGUUCAAAGAAAGUCAUUCACUUAGUCUUCCAAUCCCAAAAGCACUAGUAUCAUCGAUAAACCUGGAAACGCUAGAAAAGACUUUUGAACAAUAUUUUAUAUUCACUAUAGCUUCUGGAGUCUCAAACAAUGUACCCCGGUUGUUUGCAUAUGCCACUGAGGUGCUGACAACAACUCUGAUGCUUUGUGAAAUUAAACUCGACCUUGAGGUGUCUAAAGCUAAUCUAGUUGUGAAAUCCAAUGAAAAAGACACUAAAGAAGUCGUCGAAUUUUUUGUCAAAUCCAUGACCGGACAAAAGAUACCGCAAAUUGUUGGAAGUGCUUUGCAGCCAGCAAAUUCAAUUCAACUUGUCCCAGUUGCUGCACCCAAUGGAAGUAGACUCAAUUGA
Messenger RNA from Paraglomus brasilianum, 3261 nucleotides. The record is from the annotation of a GenBank genome assembly. Lineage: Eukaryota; Fungi; Glomeromycota; Glomeromycetes; Paraglomerales; Paraglomeraceae.